GCUUAGCUGGUGAAGAUCAUCUUUUACCGGGACAUCCAGAUUCACCUUACAAUCCAAGUUCUGGAUCAGCUCCAUAUGCAGGAACAACAGCCGAUGAGUUGUACAAACAGGUUGAUCAUCUUAAUGGCUUGGUUUCUUCAGUAUUUCCAACACUUGAUGGCACCACUUCCUCUUCCAAUCAAGUUCCUCCCAUUCCUGACUCAAGCAUUACAUUCCCAGUGGAAGUAGACACUACCGGCACACAAGUUCCAGAAGACACGGCCUCAAGAACAGAAGCACCAUUCCUUCCUGGUGCAGGGGAUUCAAGUAUAGCUGGUGAAACUACAACAGAAUCUAGUGCUUCCACUGAUGAGGAUGUGCCAUAUGACUAUGAAUAUGAAGUUUAUGAUGAUUAUGCCUAUGAAUAUGAUGAAUAUGAGUAUGGAGAUGAAGAUGAAGAUACAGAGUUUGAGUAUUAUGACUAUUACCCGGAAGGAGCCCGGCACAAGCGGCGAUCUAAGAAAAAUAAUGUCCAGAGUGACUCAGACCCUAGUCACCAUGAAGAAGGAAGAUCUGAGUCUUUACCACAACAGGAGGAACAUAACAAGAGAAACAAAAACCAAAAGCAUAUCCACACAAUGAAAGGCAAGAAGAAGAGCACCACCGAUAAGAAGAGAAAGCACAAGUCAGGAAACAGAAAAAAUAAUCAGAAUUAUCACACCAUUGAGAGACCAGAUACAUCACCAGUUGUAAAUCCAUUAGAAAGUACCCAAACAACAACACCAUCAACAACUACUCUGUCUUCCAGGCAAAUCCUUGAGGACAGAGCAGCAAGAGUAAGAGCACUGAAAUUGAGAGCUCAGCAGUUACGCGCACGACAGCUAAAAAAUUCAGAUGGAAAAAAGGACAUCCAUCCGCUGCGAAGAUUCUCUGAAAUCACUCAGAGGACAAAGAGAGAUUUAGCUUUCCCAUUUAACAAGCUUUCAGAAGAGCUCUUAGAGAUCAGUUGUUCUUAUUUUCAGACUUCCAAAGCUUCACUGCCAUAUCCUCACUCAAGUGCAAAUGUUGUCAUAGACAUGUCCCAGUUUUUUAACUCUGUACUUAGCUUACUCCUGCAACUUGGGGAAAACAAUACCCAUGACUGUUGGCUGCUUACACUAAUCACUCAGCUACUGUGUUCUGAGACAUCAGAUGCAGAAAGAAUAAAAGUAACUUUUAUCUGUAUUCUAGAUAAUAUGCCUACUUUAAUUAGUUUAUGUAUAACUGAAGAGAUGCUAAAGGAUGAAUGUGAAUGCCUCUCUAUUGACAGUACUAUAUCUGCAGCCAGUAAUCCAGAAUGA
This is a messenger RNA of Penaeus vannamei (Pacific white shrimp), 1319 nucleotides long. The record is from RefSeq and is a predicted model, not a curated record. NCBI's taxonomy places the organism in Eukaryota, Metazoa, Arthropoda, Malacostraca, Decapoda, Penaeidae.